Messenger RNA from Suillus clintonianus, 1213 nucleotides. RefSeq lists its product as uncharacterized. Bases 179 to 1051 code for a protein of 290 amino acids. Lineage: Eukaryota; Fungi; Basidiomycota; Agaricomycetes; Boletales; Suillaceae. The record is from RefSeq and is a predicted model, not a curated record. The transcript has 5 exons.
GCCCUUCCAUUACCAUCACAGUACUAGUUACAUUUUCUAUCUUCCAACGCACGCAGAGCCUCGCAGACUUUGAGAUAAUCAUGUCUGUCUAUGAACCGGACGGGGUACGCAAACUGCUGUCAAUGCUGGAGCCAAAAGACAUGCAGAAAAAAUUCGAGGCAAACUGGAAAGAUGUGGUAUGCACUGGCAUACAGAACUUCACAUAUUGACAUUGACCGAGUGCAUGACCCAUCCAAGACCCAGGCGCCAGUGUGAAUGGGAAGCUGAAGUCAUUGAGUACAUCAACUAUAUCUCAGAGAAGACACGAAUACAAUCAGCGAAAUCACUCAUGCGACCAUGCCUGGACAGCAGGAUUCCAAUACUUGGCCCUCACUUUUUGCCACCAUCCUAUCUCCAUGCCCAAAAGCGCAAUCAGUCCGAGCCUCCAGUUAACCCAGAGGUCUUGUACUUGAAGCCUCUUCGUGUCGUACAUCCAUUCUACCACCCCGAGCUUGCAAGAUGUCCACAGUGCAAUUGUACAGAUGGUGUUUCGUGGGAUGGGUGGACUGGGACCGGUCCUCGAGAUGUCCAUGGAUUAAUGCUUGAUGAGGCAGCGAUAGGCAUGCAGCUCCGCUGCGAGACUUGCAAAAAUGAUGCGUCAAGCAAGAAGGGUCUGGAAAGCGAGUGUGAGCGUGACGACAGGAAGACGAUCAAAGGACACUGCUUCGCAACAACAAGCCAAGACUUCUGGCGCAAUUGGUCCCACUGGUCCAUUCCAGGUGAGCUUGAUCAAGUUUGGCAAUAUUUUUCUACAGAUGUGUUUCAAAAAGAACUUCAUUUGCUUGAGUACCACAGGCAGAAGCUGGAUUACCUUCAAGCUUGGAAAUCACGUCGAAUGACACAACAUGGGAUGGAUUUCUUCAGCCCAAAUCCACUUUGGGCGUUCUUGGGUCCUUACGACGUAAAAGAGUACAAUGCGAGGCCGAUCUCGCAUGACAUGGUCAGCGAGAUCUUCCAGGAGUUUGUGUCAGUAACGCGGGAAAGGGAGUCUGAGGAAUAUCAUGAAUGCUGAACAGGCAUAAGUAUUUUGUUCGAUAACACAUUCCGUGCCACCACAAAAGCAAUCAUAACCAGCCGAGAGAAACAGAAGUUGAAGGUCCUGAAGGGAGGGAUCAUAAGUCUGAUGAAUGAGAAUGGUGAGAUUGUGGGCUGGGUAGGCUAUUUUCGCAAAGUG